AUGGAGUCCAAGCAGCCCGUUGCGGACUGGAAAGAGUUGGCGAAAUCAAAAAGAGAAUCUGUAGCUGCCCUGAUCCCCAAAGACUGGAUCCUGCCUGCUGCACUUACUUCACAGUACACCGAGACUUCAACGCUCAAUGUUUUGGAUGUACCACGAACAUGCGGUCUUUUGACUGAGCAGGAGCUACAUAUCACAGAAGAUUACGAUGCCACCGCCCUGGUUCAACUCAUGAGCACUGCAAAGCUGAAGAGCAUUAACGUCGUAACGGCAUUCUGCAAGCGUGCCGCCAUUGCCCAACAAUGCGUUAGCUGUCUCACGGAAAUCAUGUUUGACGAAGCACUCGCAAGAGCACGUGAAUGCGACGCCUACCUAGCCAAGGAAGGAAAGCCCAUCGGCCCCCUCCACGGCCUACCCAUUAGUCUCAAAGACAGCUUCAACGUCAAAGGCAAACAAGCUACUCUCGGCUACGUCUCCUUCAUCGCACGCCCUCCCGCUACAUCGAACAGUGCCCUCGUGGACAUCCUUCACCAAGCCGGAGCAGUCUUCCACGUCAAAACCAAUCUUCCUCAGACUAUGAUGACGGCAGAUUCACACAACAACAUCUUCGGCCGCACGCUCAACCCCCACAACCUCUCCCUUACUGCCGGCGGCUCAACGGGCGGCGAGGGCGCGCUUGUCGCUAUGAAAGGCAGCGUCCUAGGCGUCACCACCGACAUCGCGGGCUCCAACCGCAUCCCAACGCUCUGCUGCGGCGGAUCUUCCCUGAAACCCACUGCCUCCCGCGUGCCCUUCGCUGGCGGUGUAGCUGUCGGCCGGAUCGGGUCUCCCAGUCCCAUUCUCCCCGUCAUCGGGCCCUGCGGGCGGUCCGUCCGUGACUACGAGCUCUUCAUGAAGUCCGUGAUCGACCUGCAGCCCUGGCGCGUCGAUGAGAACGCGUUAAACGUCCCAUGGCGCAGCGUCCAACCGAGCAAGAAACCCUUGCGCUUUGGGCUGAUAAGAGGGUGUAAGGAGAGACCUCUGCACCCACCCAUCGCGCGCGCACUGCACGACACCGCCACCGCGCUGAAAGCAGCUGGACACCAAACCGUCCUUUUAGACGAGCAAAUUCCGUCCCUCUACGCCACCGCCCUCCUCGCCUACAAAUUCUUCAUGCUCGACACCACCGCUGUGCCCAUGCAACACAUCCGCGCCUCCGGCGAACCGCCCAUCCCCAGUCUCGCCACCGCCGGCUUCCCGGAGCUAAAGGGUUGGACACCCAGUCUCGACGAGCUGUGGGACAUGACCGUCCAGCGCGCCGUGGUGCUAAAGAAGUGGCAUGAUGUUGUUGUGGGAGAAAACUUGGAUGCUGUUCUCAUGCCGGGGUAUCAGGGCACGGCGCCUAGGCAUGAUACGUAUGGGAUCCCGGUGUAUACCGUCGUGGUCAAUUUUGUGAAUUAUCCGUCGGGGAUUGUGAGUGUGGGGAGGGCGGAGGGGGCGAGGGAUGGGGGGGUUUAA
This is a messenger RNA of Parastagonospora nodorum SN15, 1494 nucleotides long. RefSeq lists its product as hypothetical. The coding region runs from base 1 to 1494 and encodes 497 amino acids. The transcript has a single exon. NCBI's taxonomy places the organism in Eukaryota, Fungi, Ascomycota, Dothideomycetes, Pleosporales, Phaeosphaeriaceae. The record is from RefSeq and is a predicted model, not a curated record.